Messenger RNA from Microthlaspi erraticum, 1509 nucleotides. NCBI's taxonomy places the organism in Eukaryota, Viridiplantae, Streptophyta, Magnoliopsida, Brassicales, Brassicaceae. The record is from the annotation of a GenBank genome assembly.
AUGGCGAAAGUUUCUAUAUUGCUCUGUUUGGUUUUAUUGGUUACGUUAGGAGUUGUGAUAAGUGUCUCAUUUGCCAACAACAUUGAAGUGAAAUCGAAAAGUGUGGAGACCAGUAAGAAAGAAACCAAAGUUGUUCAUACUACUAGUAAACACAAAGAAAAAGGAGGAGUGAAAGAAAAUGAUAAUCACAAUGCCGGUUCUGAUGUCCAUAAAGAAGAAAAAAAGAAAAAAAAGAAAGAGCAUGGUGUCCAUAAAAAAGAUGAUCAACAUGAUGCCAACAAAAGUGAUGGUGCGAAGAAGCAUGGUGAUAAGAAGAAAAGCGCUGAUCAUGUUGAAAUUGGUAAUGACAGCGAUGGUGAAAAGGAGCAUAAGGUUAAGAAGAAGGGUGAACAUGGCGAUAGCGAUGACGAUGAUGAUGAUGAUGAUGAUGAAACUGAUACUGAUGAUGAUACGGAUGAUGACCCCGAUGAUGAUGAGGAUGAUGAUGAUGAAGAUGAGGUUGAAAGGGAUGAUAAGAUUGGGUUAUAUGAGCUCAAGAAGGGAAAUCUAACUGUCAAAUUAACAAACUGGGGUGCUUCAAUCAUGUCUCUCUACUUCCCGGACAAAAAUGGAAAAAGUGGCGAUAUUGUUCUUGGUUAUGAUAGCGUCAAAACCUACAAGACCGAUAAGGUCUAUUUUGGAGCAACCGUGGGACGAGUAGCGAACAGAAUAGGAAAGGCCCAAUUCAAAUUGAACGGUAAAGAGUACAAGACAAUUGCCAACGAUGGCAAAAACACUCUCCACGGCGGGACGAAAGGGUUUGGGGAUGUUGUGUGGUCAGUUACAAAACACCAGUAUGAUGGCAAGAAACCUCACAUUGUCUUCACUUACACAAGUCCUGAUGGCGAUCAAGGGUUUCCCGGAGAACUCAAUGUCACGGUGACUUAUAGACUUGUCAGAGAAAAUGAACUGAGUGUGGUGAUGGAGGCAAAUCCUAAAGAUAAAGCAACUCCGGUGAACUUAGCUCAUCAUUCUUAUUGGAAUCUUGGUGGUCAUAAUGCCGGUGAUAUUUUGUCGGAAGAAAUUCAAAUCCUUGGCUCAAGUUAUACUCCCGUCGACGGUGAACUCAUUCCCACCGGACAAAUCUCUCCGGUGAAAGGAACACCGUACGAUUUUCUCCAACUCCGUCCUAUUAAAGAUAAUAUGAAGGAACUUCAAACAGGAUAUGAUAUAAACUAUUGUUUAGAUGGUAAGGCGGAUAAAAUGAGAAAAAUCGUGGAACUCGUAGAUAAGAAUUCAGGGAGAAAAAUGGAGUUAUCCGGAAACCAACCAGGUUUGCAAUUCUAUACCGGAGGAAUGUUGAAGGACAUCAUGGGGAAGAAUGGGACGGUUUACAAAGCUUUUGCAGGAUUAUGUCUAGAAACUCAAAGUUAUCCAGACGCAUUAAAUCAUCCGAAAUUCCCUUCACAAAUUGUUGAACCAGGGAAAAAGUACAAACACACUAUGCUCUUCAAGUUUUCGAUUGUUUGA